Molecule: messenger RNA, 2773 nt
Organism: Anarrhichthys ocellatus (wolf-eel)
Lineage: Eukaryota; Metazoa; Chordata; Actinopteri; Perciformes; Anarhichadidae
Gene: micu3a
Product: mitochondrial calcium uptake family, member 3a
Exons: 17
Coding region: 76-1569 (497 amino acids)
Biological process (GO): calcium import into the mitochondrion; mitochondrial calcium ion homeostasis
Cellular component (GO): uniplex complex
Molecular function (GO): calcium ion binding
Source: RefSeq, a predicted model, not a curated record
GUUUUCGGCUGCCCGCAAAGUUAUAAUCGUUCACCAGCACAGCGGCAGGCAGCAGCAGCAGCAACAACAGCAGCAAUGGCCGCUUUCCGCAGAGUGGCAGCGCUGGCCAGUAAGCUAAACCUCUGGUCGGCGGGGAGAUACGAGCUAGUCGGUGGUCAGAUGGCCAGAGGAGGAAGGACACGGAGGUGUCUGGCUGUCGGGAUGUGUCUGGCAACGGGAGGCGCCGUGGCGCUUUACUUCUACAACGAUAUGCCGAGCUGCAGAGGCAGGAAGAGGAUGGGGAGUCACAGCAUCAACGGUCUGCUACCAGCCAUCCCGACUGUCGAAGCCAAGGAGAAGGAACGUCCGUUUGACUUUGAGGAGGGAGACGUGUACAUGUCGUCCCAUGAGCAUCGCUUCCGCACGUUCAGCUCGGUGGAGUAUGACGGGCAGCUCUACAUGACUCCACAGAACUUCAUCGAGUCGGUCACCAUGAACGAACCCAGAAACAAGAAGCCCUGGAGGUCCCUGGCCAAACAGGAGCUGGAGAAGAUGUUGUCAGAAACUCCCCAAGUAUGGAGAGGAUCCUCCAAACUGUUUCGCAACCUGAGAGAACGAGGCAUCAUCUCAUACACAGAGUACCUGUUCCUGCUCUGCAUCCUGACAAAACCCCAUGCUGGCUUCAAGAUUGCUUUCAAUAUGUUUGAUGCAGACGGCAACCAGAUGGUGGACAAGAGGGAGUUCUUGGUGCUUCAGGAGAUCUUCCGGAAGAAAAAUGAGAAGAAAGGGAGGAAAGGAGAUGUUGACAAGUCAGCACAGCUGAGUAUGCAGCUCUAUGGAUAUCAGGUUGCCCCCAUGAACAGCGUGCUAAAAAAAGACAGUCAGGAGUUUGUGGCGCGGAGUUACUGGGACGUUCUGAGGCGAAGCGCCAGUCAAGUCCUCUUUUCUGACCUGGCGGAGGAUUUUACUCUUAAGCGAGCAGAUGAGAGUAUCACGAUUGACACCACCCUUUUGGUCCAUUUCUUUGGGAAGAAAGGGAAGGCAGAGCUUACAUUUGAUGACUUCUACAGGUUUAUGGAUAACCUUCAAACAGAGGUGUUAGAAAUUGAGUUUCUCACCUACUCUAAAGGGAUGACCACCAUCAGCGAAGAAGACUUUGCCAAAAUCCUGCUUCGCUUCACCAAUGUGGAAAACAUCAGCGCCUACCUGGAGAAUGUCCGCCAUUGUAUACCCGAUGAGAAGAAGCAGGAGGGAAUUACAUUCGAUGAGUUCAGAUCGUUCUUCCAGUUUCUCAACAACCUCGAGGACUUUGCCAUUGCCAUGCAGAUGUACAAUUUUGCCUCUCGCUCCAUUGGACAAGAUGAGUUUGCAAGAGCGGUGUACGUGGCCACUGGGCUGAAGCUGACACGGCACCUUGUAAACACCAUCUUCAAGAUCUUUGACGUGGAUCACGAUGACCAGCUCUCCUACAAGGAGUUCAUCGGCAUAAUGAAGGACCGGCUGCACAGGGGAGGAAGGGGCUAUAAAUCUGUGGAGCGUGCCACCUCUUUUAAAUCCUGUCUGAAGAAGGAGCUGGCAAGCAGCAGGUGAAGGCCCGACACCACACCUCCUUCUCCGGCUGUGUUCGCUCUGGGGCCAGACGACAAGUGCACCAGCUCUGGAGGAGAUACAAAGAGAAGCUGUAGUGGAGAAGAGAGAAAGAAGGCAGAAAAGAUAUGAAGGACGAAGUCUGAUGAUGGAGUAAAUCAAACUGAUCUCUGUAUAGUCAGUGGCCUGAGUUAGCGACGUUGUGUUUUCAAGGGCAGAUCUCCAUUGGUCCUCCAAAGCAGAUAAUAACUACAAGCAUGCCCGCACACAGCAGACUGAUGUUCUGUAUGAUGAUAACAAGCAACAUCACUCCUUGUUUUCAUCUUCAUUAAUGCCAAGUAUGAUUUACAGUGUAUAACAACAAUUUGACUUAACUCUCCACGCAUGGCACUUCCUCAUGAGUCAGUAAACUACAGCUAACUCUUAUUUCUUUUUUGGUUAAGGCUAUGAUUUAAAAAAAAUAAAUUAAGCUAUGAAAAGUUUAAAUGAGCUUACUUAUUAUAAACAGCUGAUAAAUGCAAGGUAUCGACUUUAUAACAAUAUUAUAUAGAUAUAACUAAGCAAGGUACAAUAUUGUCUAAGUUCUAUCAACCAAAUGAUAUUUCACUUAAUGAAUGACGUUUUAAAUGACGUAUACAGUAUAAUAUAUGCCUUUUUAUGUAAGAAUACUUAGCUGCACUUCAAACUGUAACAACUGAAAGAGCACAACAGUAAUUCAAUAACAAAAAAUAUUUGCAUGUAGAGUCUUUUUAUUCAUCUCAGUACAUUUUUUUACUUAUUGAUCUCAUCUAGCCAGUAUAAUUGUUGCUUUUUAAUAAUGCAUUAAGAGUUUAUAUAAACACUAUUUCUACAGGUGGGAUGCUUUAUGAUCCUAAUAUUACUACAAGACUGGGGAUGUCUUGUAUGAAUAUUUUAACAGUAACAGAAGUAUAAAACAUGUAUAUUGAUUACGUGAAUACUAUAUGCGAUUUAUCACCCAAUCUUUAAUGUUGUAAUAUAUUAUGAACCAUUGAAUAUCAUUCUUUAAUGUCUUGGUGUGAAAUAUGGAAUAUUUUGAAUAUAUUGAAAUGAAGGAAAGAGUAGGAAAUGGAAAGUUAUUUCUCAUAAUGUAAAUUAUUCUCAUCAUGUCUGCAAUAAUGUAUGUAUUUGUCAUGUCAGUGGACCUGAUAAAUUUACUUUCAUGCAUUAAUAAACUAUUUUAAGAAGA